GGUCGGAUUGAGUUGUAAACGCUGCCACAGAUCUACACAACAUCCGUCCAGCUCUUCCAUCUACAGUAACAGGAGCCAUCUUUAGUAGCUCAUCCACAGUGUUUAUAGAUCGAACCCGGGUCUGUGUGAGGGGCGUGCGCCUUCAGAGUCGGUCUUUUCACACCAGCAGGGACCCUGUUCACCCACUGAGAAGAUCCACCAUGGCUCCAGCUCUGACCUGCACUGCCUCCAUGUUGUGUUUUGUGUAUUUUUCGUUGCUGUUUACCGGUGUGUUCUGUGAUGUUGACACAGAAGAGGAUGAGCAUGCUAAGCACUCGUACACGGUGGAUAUGUUUAACGAGGCGGUCCCCACUGCGCCUCACUUUGUCAUGUUCUUUGCCCCAUGGUGCGGUCACUGCCAGAGGUUACAGCCAGCGUGGAAUGAACUGGCAGACAAAUACAACGGCAUGGACGACCCACCAGUGUAUGUGGUGAAAGUGGACUGUGUCCAAGACACAAAGUUCUGCUCUAAUAACCACGGGGUCCGGGGCUAUCCCACGCUGAAGUUGUUCAGACCGGACCAGGAGGCAGUCAAAUACCAGGGGCCCAGGGAUCUCCAGUCUCUGGAGACCUGGAUGCUGAAGACCCUGCAGGAGGAGCCUUCAGAACCUGAGACCGAACAGGAGCCUCCUAAAGCCCCAGAGCCCAAACAGGGCAUGUAUGAGCUCACUGCUCCCACCUUCAAGGCCCACAUAGCCAAAGGAGCUCAUUUUGUAAAGUUCUUUGCCCCGUGGUGUGGUCACUGCAAAGCCAUGGCUCCAACCUGGGAGCAGCUGGCCACCACCUUCGAGCAUGCUGAGGACGUCAAGAUAGGAAAGGUGGAUUGUACGCAGCACUAUGAGGUGUGCUCUGAUAACGGCGUACGAGGGUAUCCCACACUGCUCUUCUUCUACAACGGACAGAAGACAGAGCAGUACAAAGGAAAAAGAGACCUGGACUCUUUCAAAGACUUUGUGGACAACCAGCUGAAGGCUGCUGCCAUUGAGCAGGAGGAGAAGCCCAGCGACGAACAAAAGGAGAACAAUGUCCCCACUGAGGAGCCGGCCAAAGAGGAGUCCGGCGUACUGACCCUGACAGAAAACAACUUUGAUGAGUCCGUGGCCAAAGGCUUCACAUUCAUCAAAUUCUAUGCCCCAUGGUGCGGUCACUGUAAGAACCUCGUUCCAACGUGGGAGGACCUCUCCAAGAAGGAAUUUGCCGGCCUCACUGAUGUCAAGAUAGCCAAAGUGGACUGCACUGUGGAGCGCAACCUCUGCAACAAGUACUCUGUUCAGGGCUACCCCACCUUGAUCAUCUUCAGAGCGGGGGAGCAGGGAGAGGAGCACAAUGGAGGACGGGACCUGGAGAGUCUGCACAGCUUUGUGAUGAGGCAGGCAAGAGACGAGCUGUAGAGUGUCAGUGAACGCAGCACGACUCGACUCUCCACCACUCUGCUCGCUCACACUGUGUAACUGGCCCGUAGGAUGCCGCUCUCUCUCCUGCAGUAGCCAAACCUCUCUCUUUCUCUCUCCUACAAAGGAGCCGGUGACAGACCGCAGCAGUCUGCUCUUUCUCUGGUGUUUAAGGACUAAAUGAUUCAGUUUGUUUUUGGAUGGGAAUGUAUCUCUUGUUGCAGGUUUUGGUUGGAUCUGCAAACGAAGUGACGACCACUUUGAAAGAACUGCUUCACCAAUCAGAAGCAGGGUUACUCACACUGUUUAUCAAUCGAGCGAUAGCAGAGGACAGAUGUCUCCAUGAUUUGUUUCUGAUACCAUUUCACUUUUUUUAAAUGCUAAAUUUUAUAUAUGUGAUCAGUUGCCCAAUCAUAAAGCCAUUGAUGUUGUGGUACUGAAGAUUGUAAAGAUUGUGUCACCCAAACGUGAGUGUUAAGUUGAGGGUAUUUUUUAUCCACGUCAGCGACGGUCUGUCUGACUUAACUCUCAGGGAAACGCCCUCGCACAUUACAGUGGUGAUGGAUCAUUGUUGUCACAGGAGUCUGAUAAUGGCACAUGUUUAUUCUUUAAUGAAGACGACUCUCAGCCUUUUGAAAUAAAAAACUAAACUUUAA
This is a messenger RNA of Notolabrus celidotus (New Zealand spotty), 2086 nucleotides long. RefSeq names its product thioredoxin domain containing 5 (gene txndc5). The record is from RefSeq and is a predicted model, not a curated record. The transcript is spliced from 10 exons. Gene Ontology annotation, molecular function: protein disulfide isomerase activity. Gene Ontology annotation, cellular component: endoplasmic reticulum. NCBI's taxonomy places the organism in Eukaryota, Metazoa, Chordata, Actinopteri, Labriformes, Labridae. Gene Ontology annotation, biological process: protein folding. Bases 201 to 1430 code for a protein of 409 amino acids.